CUCCCUCCUCCCACCUCAGGACAGGACAAAACCAGCCCCUUCAGCAGCUGACCCUUGCUGCCCUGGGUGUGUCUGCUGCCCCCAUGGGCUGCAGCCGGUAAGUUUUGCUAACAGCUGCACACCCAGGCAACUGUCCCUCUUUAGAAGGGAAAGAGGCCGCUGAGCAGCCCUUCCGGGAGAAUCUCUCGUCCCAGGUUUCUGGAGAGUGCUGGAAUCCCCGCAGCCGGAGGAGGAGGAGGAGACGACCGACCGGCUUGGCGUGGCGCUCCGCUGGGGGUGGAAAGGCAGGGGAGGGGCUGAGCGAGCUCUGUGCUAGGCUGGGUGCCUGAAACCCUGGUCCAGCCCCCGGCCCUCGCGGCCACCGCCCAGCCCGCUGUUCCAUGGCCAGGUGCAAAAUGCCUUGUCAUCUGGAGAGCCCGCGGCCGGAGCAUUGAAUUACAGCUCAAUGGAGCCCCGCUAGGGCGGCGGGCGCGGAAGCAGAGCAGAAGCCCCUGUUCUCGGAAGGCCCGCUGAGCGGCCAGGUGAGCACAGCCCGGGCAGCGCAGCCGAGGCAGGGUCCGAGCCUUGCCCAGUGGAGCAGCCCGGGGGUGGGGUCUGUUCGCUUUUAAGAGAAGAAGCUCGGAGCCGAAAGCCGAGCCUGCCCUCCCCGGGAGAGGACCCACUAGCUGCCCCUCUGCCGUCUGCGACCUUCCCCAGCCCUCCAGGCGCCCUGGGCGCACGGAGCUCUGCUCGCGCCAGACAUGCUGAGGGUCUUCUUCCUCUACGCGGAGAACGUCCACACCCCGGACUCCGACAUCAGCGAUGCCUACUGCUCCGCGGUGUUCGCAGGGGUGAAGAAGAGAACCAAGGUCAUCAAGAACAGCGUGAACCCUGUGUGGAAUGAGGGCUUCGAGUGGGACCUCAAGGGCACUCCCCUGGACCAGACCUCUGAGCUUCAUGUGGUGGUCAAAGACCAUGAGAAGAUGGGGAGGAACAGGUUCCUGGGGGAGGCCAAGGUCCCGCUGCGGGAGGUCCUCGCCACACCCAGCCUGUCCGCCAGCUUCAAUGCCCCGCUCUUGGACGCCAAGCAGCAGCCCACGGGGGCCUCGCUGGUCCUGCAGGUAUCCUACACGCCGCUGCCUGGAGCUGUGCCCCUGUACCCGCCCGCCACGCCGCUGGACCCCACCCCAAUCCUGCUGGACUCGGAUGCACUGGCUGGUGGGGGACAGAGCCGGGCCGAGACUUGGUCCCUGCUCAGUGACAGCACCGUGGACACGAGAUACUCUGGAAAGAAGUGGCUGGCCCCCGCGGACACAGGAGGAGAGGAAGACACGGAAGACCAGGGGCUCACGGGCGAUGAGGCAGAGCCAUUCCUAGACCCGAGCGGUGCUCCGGGCCCUGGGGCACCCCCCACCCCAAAGAAGCCGCCAUCCCACCCUCCGCCCUACCACCCUGGGAGCAGGAGACCAAGAAGCGCGCCGGCCCCCAGAAAGCUGCUGUCGGACAAACCGCAGGACUUCCAGAUCAGGGUCCAGGUGAUCGAAGGACGCCAGCUGCCGGGGGUGAACAUCAAGCCGGUGGUCAAGGUCACGGCUGCCGGGCAGACCAAGCGGACGCGAAUUCACAAGGGGAACAGUCCUCUCUUUAACGAGACUCUUUUCUUCAACGUGUUUGACUCUCCCGCAGAGCUGUUCAAUGAGCCCAUCUUCAUCACAGUGGUGGACUCCCGCUCCCUCAGGACAGAUGCGCUCAUCGGGGAGUUCCGGAUGGACGUGGGCACCGUUUACAGAGAGCCCCGGCACGCCUAUCUCAGGAAGUGGCUGCUGCUCUCCGACCCUGACGACUUCUCUGCUGGCGCCAGGGGCUACCUGAAAGCCAGCAUGUGUGUGCUGGGACCAGGAGACGAAGCGCCCCUGGAGAGAAAAGACCCCUCUGAAGACAAGGAGGACAUUGAAGGCAACCUGCUGCGGCCCACAGGCGUGGCCCUGCGAGGAGCCCACUUCUGCCUGAAGGUCUUCCGGGCCGAGGACCUGCCGCAGAUGGACGACGCCGUGCUGGACAACGUGAAGCAGAUCUUCGGCUUUGACAGUAACAAGAAGAACUUGGUGGACCCCUUCAUGGAGAUCAGCUUUGCAGGGAAAAUGCUCUGCAGCAAGAUCCUGGAGAAGACAGCCAACCCUCAGUGGAACCAGAGCAUCACGCUGCCUGCCAUGUUUCCCUCCAUGUGUGAGAAAAUGAGGAUUCGCGUCAUGGACUGGGACCGCCUCACUCACAAUGACAUCGUGGCCACCACCUACCUGAGUAUGUCGAAGGUCUCUGCGCCUGGAGGAGAAAUUGAAGAGGAGCCCGCAGGUGUGGUCAAGCCUCCACCAGCCACAGACCUGGAUGACCAUCUGGGCUUCCUCCCCACUUUUGGGCCCUGCUAUGUCAAUCUCUAUGGCAGCCCCAGGGAGUUCACGGGCUUCCCAGACCCCUUCGUGGAGCUCAACAUGGGCAAGGGGGAAGGUGUGGCCUACCGAGGCCGGCUCCUGCUCUCUCUAGAGACCAAGCUGGUGGAGCACAGCGAGCAGAAGGUGGAGGACCUCCCUGCAGACGACAUCCUGCGGGUGGAGAAGUACCUGCGGAGGCGCAAGUACUCCCUGUUUGCUGCCUUCUACUCGGCCUCCAUGCUGCAGGACGUGGACGAUGCCAUCCAGUUCGAAGUCAGCAUCGGGAACUACGGGAACAAAUUCGACACCACCUGCCUGCCGCUGGCCUCCACCACGCAGUACAGCAGGGCUGUCUUUGACGGCUGCCACUACUACUACCUGCCCUGGGGCAACGUGAAGCCUGUGGUGGUGCUGUCCUCCUACUGGGAGGACAUCAGCCACAGGGUCGAGACACAGAAUCACCUGCUUGGGAUCGCCGACCGGCUGGAAGCUGGUCUGGCGCAGGUCCACCUGGCCCUGAAGGCGCAGUGCUCUGCCGAGGACGCCGACACCCUGGGGGCUCAGCUGAUGGAUGAGCUCAUUGCAGACUGCAGUCAGCCCCUGCACGAUGUCCGUGAGACGCCCUCUGCCACCCACCUGGACCAGUACCUGUACCAGCUGCGCAGCCGCCACCUGAGCCAGAUUGCAGAGGCUGCCCUGGCGCUGAAGCUCGGCCACAGCGAGCUCCCUGCUGUCCUGGAGCAGGCGGAGGACUGGCUGCUGCGUCUCCGUGCCCUGGCUGAGGAGCCCCAGAACAGCCUGCCGGACAUCAUCAUCUGGAUGCUGCAGGGAGACAAGCGUGUGGCCUACCAGCGGGUGCCCGCCCACCAGGUCCUCUUCUCCCGGCGGGGGGCCAGCUUCUGCGGCAAGAACUGCGGGAAGCUGCAGACCAUCUUUCUGAAAUAUCCCAUGGAGAGGGUGCCUGGAGCCCGGAUGCCAGUGCAGAUUCGGGUCAAGCUCUGGUUCGGGCUGUCUGUGGAUGAGAAAGAGUUCAACCAGUUCGCUGAGGGGAAGCUGUCCGUCUUCGCUGAAACCUACGAGAACCAGACCAAGCUGGCUCUAGUCGGGAACUGGGGUACCACGGGCCUCACCUACCCCAAGUUUUCCGACGUGACGGGCAAGAUCAAGCUACCCAAGGACAGCUUCCGCCCCUCCACUGGCUGGGCCUGGGCUGGAGACUGGUUCGUGUGUCCGGAGAAGACUCUGCUCCAUGACACGGAUGCUGGCCACUUGAGCUUCGUGGAGGAGGUGUUUGAGAACCAGACCCGGCUCCCUGGAGGCCAGUGGAUUUACAUGAGUGACAACUACACGGACGUGAAUGGGGAGAAGGUGCUUCCCAAGGACGACAUCGAGUGCCCCCUGGGUUGGAAGUGGGAAGAUGAAGAGUGGUCCACCGACCUCAACAGGGCUGUUGAUGAGCAAGGCUGGGAGUACAGCAUCACCCUCCCCGCCGACCGGAAGCCCCGGCACUGGGUGCCGGCAGAGAAGAUGUACUACACACACCGCAGGCGGCGCUGGGUGCGCCUGCGCAGGAGGGACCUCAGCCAGAUGGAAGCCCUGAAGAAGCACAGGCAGGCGGAGGCGGAGGGCGAGGGCUGGGAGUAUGCCUCGCUCUUUGGCUGGAAGUUCCACCUCGAGUACCGCAAGACUGACGCCUUUCGCCGCCGGCGCUGGCGCCGCCGCAUGGAGCCACUGGAGAAGACGGGGCCUGCGGCUGUGUUUGCCCUCGAGGGGGCCCUGGGCGGCGUGGUGGAUGACAGGAGUGAGGAUUCCAUGUCGGUCUCCACCUUGAGCUUUGGCGUGAACAGACCCACGAUUUCCUGCAUCUUUGACUAUGGGAACCGCUACCACCUACGCUGCUACAUGUACCAGGCCCGGGACCUGCCUGCGAUGGACAAGGACUCAUUUUCUGACCCCUACGCCAUCGUGUCCUUCCUGCACCAGAGCCAGAAGACCGUGGUGGCGAAGAAUACCUUGAACCCCACCUGGGACCAGACGCUCAUCUUCUAUGAGAUCGAGAUCUUCGGCGAGCCAGCCAGCAUUGCCGAGCAGCCGCCCAGCAUCGUGGUGGAGCUGUACGAUCAUGACACCUACGGUGCCGACGAGUUUAUGGGCCGCUGCAUCUGUCAGCCGAGUCUGGAGCGGAUGCCCCGGCUGGCCUGGUUCCCACUGCUGAGGGGCAGCCAGCCGGCCGGCGAGCUGCUGGCCUCCUUUGAGCUCAUCCAGAGAGAGAAGCCGGCCGUCCACCACAUCCCCGGUUUCGAGGUGCCGGACAGCUCAGGCAUACUGGAUGAGCUGUGUGCACCCGCCCUCCUCCUGCAGGGCCUUCUGCAAACGUCGGAUGACACGGACCUGCCCUACCCACCACCCCAGAGGGAGGCCAACGUCUACAUGGUUCCCCAGAACAUCAAGCCUGUUCUGCAGCGGACAGCCAUAGAGAUCCUGGCCUGGGGCCUGCGCAACAUGAAGAGCUACCAGCUGGCCAGCAUCUCCUCCCCCAGCCUCGUGGUGGAGUGCGGGGGCCAGGCUGUGCAGUCCUGCGUCAUCAGGAACCUCCGCAAGAACCCCAACUUUGACGUCUGCACUCUUUUCAUGGAAGUGAUGCUGCCCCGGGAGGAGCUCUACUGCCCGCCCAUUGUGGUCAAGGUCAUUGAUAACCGCCAGUUUGGCCGCCGGCCUGUGGUGGGCCAGUGCACCAUCCGCUCCCUGGAGAGCUUCCUGUGUGACCCCUACUCAGCUGAGAGUCCAUCGCCACAGGGAGGCCCAGAUGACGUGAGCCUGCUCAGCCCUGGGGAGGACGUGCUCAUUGACAUCGAUGACAAGGAGCCGCUCAUCCCCACCCAGCUUGCAGAUGGGCUGUCGAGCUUGGUCCCCACUAACACGGCGUCUUCUCCAUCCAGUCCUCAUGAAGAAGAGUUCAUCGAUUGGUGGAGCAAAUUCUUCGCCUCCACAGGGGAGAGGGAGAAGUGUGGCUCCUACUUGGAGAAGGAUUUUGACACACUAAAGGUCUAUGACACCCAGCUGGAGAAUGUGGAGGCCUUCGAGGGCCUGUCUGACUUUUGUAACACCUUCAAGCUCUACCGGGGCAAGACUCAGGAAGAGGUGGAAGAUCCGUCUGUCAUUGGGGAAUUCAAGGGCCUCUUCAAAAUUUAUCCACUCCCAGAAGACCCAGCUAUCCCCAUGCCCCCCAGACAGUUCCACCAGCUGGCUGCCCAGGGGCCACAGGAGUGCUUGGUCCGUAUCUACAUCGUCCGUGCCUUUGGCCUGCAGCCCAAGGACCCCAACGGGAAGUGUGAUCCUUACAUCAAGAUCUCCGUAGGGAAGGAAUCAGUGAGCGACCAGGACAACUACAUCCCCUGCACCCUGGAGCCUGUGUUUGGAAAGAUGUUCGAGCUCACCUGCACCCUGCCCCUGGAGAAGGACCUGAGGGUCGCUCUCUAUGACUAUGACCUCCUCUCCAAGGAUGAGAAAAUCGGGGAGACGGUCAUCGACCUGGAGAACAGGCUGCUGUCCAAGUUUGGGGCUCGCUGUGGCCUCCCACAGACUUAUUGCAUCUCUGGACCAAACCAGUGGAGGGACCAGCUCCGCCCCUCCCAGCUCCUCCACCUCUUCUGCCAGCAGCACCGAGUCAAGGCCCCCGUGUACUGGACAGACCACGUGACCUUCCAGGGUAAAGAGUACACCAUUGAGGACAUAGAGGCUGGCAGAAUCCCGAACCCCCACCUGGGUCCAGUGCAGGAGCGCCUGGCUCUGCACGUCCUCCAGCAGCAGGGCCUGGUUCCGGAGCACGUGGAGUCGCGGCCCCUCUACAGCCCCCUGCAGCCCAACAUCGAACAGGGGAAGCUGCAGAUGUGGAUAGACCUGUUCCCGAAGGCCUUGGGGCGACCUGGACCCCCCUUCAACAUCACCCCACGGAGAGCCAGGAGGUUUUUCCUGCGCUGCGUUAUCUGGAACACCAAAGAUGUGAUCCUGGACGACCUCAGCAUCACGGGGGAGAAGAUGAGCGACAUUUACGUGAAAGGCUGGAUGGUGGGCCUGGAGGAGCACAGGCAGAAGACGGACGUGCACUACCGCUCGCUGGGCGGAGAGGGCAACUUCAACUGGAGGUUCGUCUUCCCCUUUGACUACCUGCCGGCUGAGCAGGUCUGCACCGUCACCAAGAAGGACGCCUUCUGGAGCCUGGAUAAGACUGAGAGCAAAAUCCCAGCGCGAGUGGUCUUCCAGAUCUGGGACAACGACAAGUUCUCCUUUGAUGACUUCCUGGGCGCCCUGCAGCUGGAUCUCAACCACAUGCCCAAGCCAGCUAAGACGGCUGAGAAGUGCUCCCUGGAGCAGCUGGACGAAGUCUUCCACCCAGAACGGUUUGUGUCCCUCUUUGAGCAGAAGACGGUGAAGGGCUGGUGGCCCUGUGUGGCAGAUGAGGGCGAAAAGAAGAUCCUGGCGGGCAAGCUGGAAAUGACCUUGGAGAUUGUAGCAGAGAGUGAGCAUGAGGAGCGGCCCGCUGGCCAGGGUCGAGAUGAGCCCAACAUGAACCCCAAACUGGAAGACCCGAGGCGCCCGGACACCUCCUUCCUGUGGUUCACCUCCCCGUACAAGACGAUGAAAUUCAUCCUGUGGCGGCGCUUCCGGUGUGCCAUCAUCCUCUUCAUCAUCCUCUUCAUCCUCCUGCUGUUCUUGGGCAUCUUCGUCUAUGCCUUCCCGAACUAUGCUGCCAUGAAGCUGGUGAAGCCCUUCAGCUGAGGGUGCCCCCACCCCAUCCAGCUCCUGCAGACCUCUGAGGCCGGACCGUCCUGCCAGGGUGGGCGGAUGCGCGGAAGGACUGACGAGUGCUCCCAGAGCGGCAGGCGUCGAGCCCUGGUGUCACCGCCUUUCAUCAUCGCUGUCUCCUCCGGCCCUCCCCUCCUUUGGAUCGGCUCGCACACAUUUCAGUAUAAAACAGACAGAACCUCGA
Oryctolagus cuniculus (rabbit) is the source of this 7398-nucleotide messenger RNA. It is a transcript of the gene DYSF, whose product is annotated as dysferlin. Gene Ontology annotation, cellular component: cytoplasmic vesicle; membrane; T-tubule. NCBI's taxonomy places the organism in Eukaryota, Metazoa, Chordata, Mammalia, Lagomorpha, Leporidae. Gene Ontology annotation, biological process: vesicle fusion; macrophage activation involved in immune response; plasma membrane repair. The record is from RefSeq and is a predicted model, not a curated record.